AUGAAUUCGAAACUCUAUCAGCGAAUACAAACUGCUCAAGAGGAAAAACGAUUUUAUGAGGCGCAUCAGCUUUAUAAAACUGUGUAUUACCGAUGUUCGUUGCGAAAAAACUAUGCUGAAUCUCUUGAAUACCUAUUAAAAGGCGCCAAUUUCUUCCUUGAAAAUCAUCAAUGGGAAAGUGGAAGUGAUUUGGCUUGCCUCUACGUUGAUGUUCUCAUUAAGAGCAAUCGAGAGAUUACGGAUGUCAAUUUGCGUGAUUUGUGCAAAUUUGUGUCUGACAUGCCUUCAACUUGUGUGGAUCGAGCCAAGUUUAUUUCCAAGUGCCUCUCACUCCUCUCGAAAAACGAAGGCGUUCUUUGUGCUUUUAAUGAGUUCCUUGGUCGACAGCUCUUUGUAGAAGGUGCCUUGGCUCAGGCUCGAAGUCGUAUCAUGCUAGCUGGGGAUGGUUAUAAGGUGGGAUGUUUUCUUAUUGAGAUGCACCAACGCUACGGUCUUGUCUCUGAAAUAGACCUUUUUGUAGCUCAGGCUGUACUUCAAUUUCUUUGCGUGAAGAAGACUUCAGUGGCUGCCUUAACUUUCCACACAUACACCCGCCACCAUCCCAGAUUGGAAGCCGGACCACCCUUUAUCCACUUUCCUUUGCUUAAUUUCGUGUGGUUGCUAAUGCUAGCUAUUGAGCGAAAACACACUUAUGAUAUCUUCGCAUUUCUAUGCGCUCAAUAUCGUCCGCAACUAAUGCGCGACCCCAGUUACGCCGAAUACAUUGAGAAGAUCAGUCAAGUUUAUUUUGGGGCCCAACGUCAGAGCGAUCCCUUUAACGGGAUUCUAUCAAACCUUGUGCGAAUGCUUGGAGACGACGUCGACCUUUUGGACGGUGCUGGUGCAACUGGUUCCGGGCAGUUCUCCUCCUCAAGCGCUAUGCAUGUCGACGAAGUUGAUUGA
Messenger RNA from Hydatigera taeniaeformis, 942 nucleotides. Lineage: Eukaryota; Metazoa; Platyhelminthes; Cestoda; Cyclophyllidea; Taeniidae. The record is from the annotation of a GenBank genome assembly.